Molecule: messenger RNA, 3269 nt
Organism: Fimicolochytrium jonesii
Lineage: Eukaryota; Fungi; Chytridiomycota; Chytridiomycetes; Spizellomycetales; Powellomycetaceae
Exons: 6
Coding region: 229-2934 (901 amino acids)
Molecular function (GO): ubiquitin binding
Source: RefSeq, a predicted model, not a curated record
UGAGACGAGGCUUUUCGCAGUCAUCCUCCUCCAUUGCGUUGGAACUCCCAAGGCGGCGGAAGAGCAUAUAUAUACAUAGGAGACUCACAAAGGGCUGGAACAACCGUAGUUUUCAAACCAGGUAGAAGCAGCUCAAGUAAUAGCGAUAGAUUAGUUGCUCGCUUUCACUAUACGUUCCGGAUUGACAACGACGAUCUACGACCAAUCCUGAACAACGACGGAACGACAAUGGUAGGCAAGAAAGCUUCUCAAAGUGUGGUUUCAAAAGCGUCAAGUCAGCCAGUGAAGCUGUUCCCGCCCUACGCUCCGCCGAAAGACGCCGAGCACAACGACGAACUGCAGUUCACUCUGCACACCUAUCUGAAAACCCAACUGUCAGCCCUCCUCCGCCUGCAGUUUCUCUCUUUUUGGAGCACUGUCCUGUACCCCAUACAUCCCUCGCAUUCCGUCGCCACAUUUUUGGAUGCAUAUUUCCGUCAUACGCCUUUGGACCCGGAGCUUGCUCAAAAGGUGUUCUUUCUGAUAUGUCGUCUCGGUCUAGCGCCGGCGGAGGCUGAAUCUUUGAUGGAGCGUGAGGCAGAAGACGACGAUGAAGCUUCCGAAACACGGUCGUCGAUACCGCCAGAAGCUUUGGAAUGGGCAUCGCACGAUUGGGCAGACGCAGUUUACGAUUUAGGCAUACUCAGUUUGCCAUCCUUACUCGACAUCGCCCACGUCUUUGCGGACAGCAACCCAUCCAUCCUCCGACAGGUUUUUCAAUGCAUAUGGAAAGCGCAGCCCAAGCUUUCACCCGAUUUACGACAUACCCUGAAGUUGAUUGUGCGAUCGGUGCACGAUGUACAGAAAAAGUACGGGAAGCUAGGGAAGGGCAAAGGGAAAGGCAAGAGCAGUGAAGCAGACAGCUCGUCAUCAGUGUCCUUCUCAGACGGCAAUAACGCGGAUCGGGUGAAAGUGGAAGCGGAGUUUCUGUACCGCGCCAUGUCGGAUCUCCGAGGAGCCGUGCAGUUCGGCGGGGAGGAUGUCGCGUCCAUACUGCUCGAAGGAAAGGAGAUAGUCCGCGCGAUGGCUGAUAUCUACCAAGUGGCAAACAUCUGGAUGGCGAUCGAGGCGUUAGAUGACGAUUGGGAUGCGUCACGCUCGACUGUGAACGACAUACGAGAACCCGAAACCAUCCUUCGGUCGCCCUGCAACGAUCAUCGCGCCCAAGCGCGCCGCGUCAAGGCCGCCGUGCUUCUCCUCAUCGAAACGAUCUUGCAGGUGUUCAUUGGGUCUCCGCUGAAACUUGCUAGCGAAAAGGACGCCGACAGUGAUAGUGAUUCCACCCCCGCCAUGGCGGACGUCAUCGCCAAAGCCGAAGUCCUCUGCGACACCUGCAUGGAACUCCUCGAAGCAUCCCAUUUCGAAGGACCCGUUCCGUUCUUGGAGUCGGCGCCGAUUCUAGUAGACCUGGAGGUGGAUUUCGGGCUCGGUGAAUGGAUCAAGCAGUUGCAGGAUCGGUAUCUGAAGGAUGAAGGGGACGCCCGGCUGGAUUAUUUGAUUGCGUCGCUGGAACAGUUGUUGAUGUUUAGCGGGAAUGCGGAGACCAAACGGGUGUUGGCGAACCAGCGCGCGCAGAGGAGGCAGCAGGAGGCGUUGUUGAGCGAUCUUUCGGGGACGAUGGAUACAGUCAACGCGGAUGCGGGGAGCUCUUCGACGAUUGACAUGGCGGCUAUGAACGAAGAAUACAUCAAGCGCACAUCGCUCAUAUCGCAAGUGCAGGAUCUUUUCCCAGAACUAGGCGAAGGUUUCAUAGAGGCAUGUCUACUGGCCUUUGGGGAUGACGCCGAGAUCGUCAUCAUGAAAAUUCUAGAGGGUGAUCUUCCGGAAUACGUGUCAAAGCUGGAUCGCAACAUGCAGAGAACGGCACCAGUGGCCCCACCACCCGCCACCGCAUCACCCCCCAAAACCCUCCCCGCAGCCUCCAUCGACGUCGACGUCGACUUCUUCGACUCAGCAGCCCCCUUACCUCCAUCAGACGACCAACCCAGCCUCCUCUCCAACCGCCGCAACGUGUACGACGGGGACGAGUUUGACGUGUUCGCCCGCGGGAAAGUGGAUAUGGAUAAAGUUCACUUUGGAAAAAAGAACGAUCGGGGCAACGUGUUGGAUGAUAAAUCGUUUGUGAACGAUGCGAGGGAGAAGUUGCUUGCUGUGCAGUAUGAUGAGUAUGAUGAUGAGUAUGACGACACCUACGACGACAACGACAUAAAGCUCGCAGGAACAAUCGAAGCCCCCACCCCCGACGCACCCAUCACCACCACCGCCGCACCCAUCCACGUCCCCGACGACCCGAUCGCGCCCCACGAACCGGCCCUCAUGGCCGUGUACAUGUCGACCCCGGACGUGUUUGACCGGGCGAACCGGAAGGGCGCGACGAGAGUGAGGUUGAGGGAGGAGACGGGGUUGAGUGAUCAGCAGAUUGAGGGGUGGGGGAGUAUGUUGAGGCGGAAUCCCCGAAAAGACAAACUCCUUGCAAAAUACGAAUGGCGCGGCAACCGUGCCCUGCCACAAAACGCAAACCACACCAACAACAACAACGACGACGACGAUGACGACGAGGAAGCCUCCGAUGCGGAAUCGGACGACAACGACGGCGGUGGUACGCCGGGUACGGCAUCCCCUCGUGGUGGUACUCGAGGCGGCCGCGGUGGAGGCCAGAGUCGUGGUGGGGGCGGUGGAGGGCGAGGUGGUCGUGGCGGAGGCGGGCGAGGUGGUAGUGCUGGAGGGAGUGGGAGUGAAUCUCCAGGAGGCGGAGGCGAGAGAGGAGGACGUGGGAGAGGAGGAAGAGGAGGAGGAGAGAGGGGAGGACGCGGUGGAAGAGGAGGCAAUGGCAAACCGUACCGGAAUCGGGAGAAUGUGCACAAGGCUAGGACGUGGACAAACCAGCAGGAUUAGGUGGAGGAGAGAGCUGUUUGAACCCCGGGCUUUAACGGCGUUCGUGGAUGUAUGUAGUGUAUCUAUGUAUACUGGGCCACCUCAUGGGUGACACCGUGAGGUGACGGAUAAGAUGGGAAAGCAUAUCAGGCCUUUGUCGCAGUUCUGUCCCCCUCCUUCUCAGGCGAACUUCCCUCAUGAGACCGCAAUCUUCCACUUUCGAUCAUGUUUGGCAGAGCAGGCGUAGGCUCCUGAACGCGUAUUAUAAGGAGUGUUCGAACGUUGCAACCCCUCGAAGAACAACGGGCCCAGGCGACGACUCCCACACAGCAACGCACAACCCCCAUCCCCCUUCC